AUGCUGUCGGAUGACAGUUACAGUAUUCAUAAAAAAUAUGCUUUAAAAAAUUGGAAUCAUUUGCGUGGAGUGGCACAUACUGAUGAUUUGGGUUAUUUGUUCAAAAUGUCACCAAUUUUGUACCUGUUUUCUUGGCCUUUGAAUAUUCCGACUGAUGAAACUGCUCAAAGGACUCACAAUAGAAUGGUGGUAAUGUGGACGAACUUUGCUAAAACAGGUAAUCCCAUGAAAUCCGAAUUAGUGCAAAGAUAUAGAAUCAUCGAUGCUUUAGCAGGAUAUACAUGGGAUCCUUGUGACAGUUUGGAUCCAAAAUAUUUAGAAAUUGGUAAACGAGACUUUGGAAUGAGACAUUUUUCAGAAAUUUAUCGAAUGUGUAUUUGGGAUAGGAUUUUUGAAACAGGAAUAAAAAAUAGUUCAAUGAAAUCGGCAAAUAAACAAGUUGCAGAGAAGGCAAUUGAAAAAUAUUCCAAAAUGUUGCACAUUCCAAGAAGCGAAGAUUGCUUAUAUCUGAAUAUAUUUACACCAGAGACUGUUAAUUCUGCGAACAAUACUAAAUAUCCUGUAAUGUUCUGGAUCCAUGGAGGCGCAUUCAACCAAGGAUCAGGAUCUUAUAAUUUUUUUGGACCUGAUUAUUUAAUCAGGGAAGGAAUUAUUUUGGUGACUAUCAACUAUCGACUGGGAGUUUUCGGCUUUCUAUCUGCACCGGAAUGGGAUAUUCAUGGAAAUAUGGGUCUAAAAGAUCAGAGACUGGCACUUAAAUGGGUUUACGACAACAUCGAAAAGUUUGGUGGAGACAGAGAAAAAAUUACAAUUGCUGGAGAAUCUGCUGGAGCAGCAAGUGUCCAUUUUCUGAUGAUGGACAACUCGACUAGAAAAUACUACCAAAGGGCCAUUUUGCAGAGUGGGACAUUACUAAAUCCGACUGCUAAUCAAAUUCAACCUCUGCAUAGAUUUGAAAAACUCAAACAAGUGCUAAACAUCACGCAAAAACAAGAACUCCUAAACCUGGAUAAAAACCUAAUUUUACGAGCAGCCUUAAACAGAGUUCCUGAUACCAACGACCAUGAUCGAGACACAGUACCAGUAUUUAAUCCAGUCUUAGAAUCACCAGAAUCUCCAGAUCCAAUAACAUUUCCAUCUGCUUUGGAAAGAAUGAGAAAUGGUGAAUUUCCUGAUGUCGAUGUCAUCAUGGGGUUCAAUAGUGCUGAAGGUUUAAGAUCUAUGGCAAGAGUAACCAGAGGAAACAUGGAAGUUCACAAGACUUUGACAAAUAUAGAAAGGGCUAUACAUAGAGAUGCUAAUAUUUGGAAAAAUCCCAAUGGCAUUGAGGAGAAAAAAUUUAUAAAAAUGCUUACAGAAUUUUAUGACCAAGUCAAAGAACAAAACGAUGAUAUCGAAGCUUACGUCCAACUUAAAGGCGAUGCUGGUUAUCUCCAAGGAAUCUACCGUACCUUGAAAGCCAUAUUUUUCAAUGAAUUCAGCAGGAAUUCCAAUUUGUAUUUGUACAGGUUAUCAGAUGAUACGUAUAGUGUAUAUAAAAGUUAUAUCUUGCCCUAUCGAUGGGGUUCCUUGCCAGGAGUUAGUCAUGGUGAUGAUUUAGGAUAUCUUUUUGCAAACUCUUUGGAUGUUCCUAUUUUGGGAACAACGCACAUUUCUAUACCGCAAGAUGCUAUGCAGACUCUGGAAAGGAUGGUCAGGAUCUGGACCAAUUUUGUAAAGAAUGGAAAACCUACAUCAAACACUGAAGAUGCAUCAUGUGAUACAAAAAGACAUUUAAACGACAUUUUUUGGGAACCAUACAACGACGAAGAACCAAAAUAUUUGGACAUGGGAAAAGAACAUUUUGAAAUGAAAAAUAUUUUGGAACUAAAACGCAUGAUGCUUUGGGAUGAAGUUUAUAGAAAUGCGAAUUUGCGGUUUAGAGUCUGUAAUGAAGAAAGUAUUAGAUGA
Messenger RNA from Ctenocephalides felis (cat flea), 1950 nucleotides. RefSeq names its product esterase B1-like. The coding region runs from base 1 to 1950 and encodes 649 amino acids. The record is from RefSeq and is a predicted model, not a curated record. NCBI's taxonomy places the organism in Eukaryota, Metazoa, Arthropoda, Insecta, Siphonaptera, Pulicidae. The transcript has 6 exons.